Rattus rattus (black rat) is the source of this 5952-nucleotide messenger RNA. RefSeq names its product splicing regulatory glutamic acid and lysine rich protein 1 (gene Srek1). The transcript is spliced from 12 exons. Lineage: Eukaryota; Metazoa; Chordata; Mammalia; Rodentia; Muridae. The record is from RefSeq and is a predicted model, not a curated record. Gene Ontology annotation, cellular component: nucleoplasm. Bases 137 to 1969 code for a protein of 610 amino acids. Gene Ontology annotation, molecular function: RNA binding.
GGGCGGCUAGACCUGCCGGGCGCCGCGAAUUAGCACGCGGGAGCGCGCUCACGGCCGCGCGCCUUCGCUUCCCAGGCUCCGUCGCUGACGCGUCGUGGACGUUGGGGAGCGGGAAGGCAGCGGCAGCAGGGCCGGGAUGAACAGCGGCGGCGGCUUCGGUUUGGGCUUAGGCUUCGGCCUUUUCCCUACGACGGUGAUUCAGGUGACGAACCUCUCGUCGGCGGUGACCAGCGAGCAGAUGCGGACGCUCUUUUCCUUCCUAGGAGAAAUCGAGGAGCUACGACUCUAUCCCCCAGACAAUACACCUCUUGCUUUUUCCUCCAAAGUAUGUUAUAUUAAGUUUCGUGAGCCAUCAAGUGUUGGUGUGGCCCAGCAUCUAACUAACACGGUUUUUAUUGACAGAGCUCUGAUAGUAGUUCCUUGUGCAGAAGGUAAAAUCCCAGAAGAAGCCAAAGCCCUUUCUUUACUGGCUCCUGCUCCAACCAUGACAAGCCUGGUGCCUGGCGCAGGGCUGCUUCCCAUACCAACCUCCAGUCCGCUGACGGCAGUGAGUAGUCUUGGCGUUUCACUUAGCAGUUUGGGAGCCAUACCGGCAGCAGCACUGGACCCAAACAUCACAGCACUUGGAGAGAUACCACAGCCACCACUUAUGGGAAAUGUGGAUCCUUCCAAAAUUGACGAGAUUAGGAGAACAGUUUAUGUUGGAAAUUUGAAUUCACAGACAACGACAGCUGACCAACUACUUGAAUUUUUUAAACAAGUUGGAGAAGUGAAGUUUGUUCGGAUGGCGGGUGAUGAGACUCAGCCAACUCGGUUUGCUUUUGUGGAAUUUGCAGACCAAAAUUCUGUACCAAGGGCCCUUGCUUUUAAUGGAGUUAUGUUUGGAGACAGGCCGCUGAAAAUAAAUCACUCCAACAAUGCAAUAGUAAAACCUCCUGAGAUGACACCUCAGGCUGCAGCUAAGGAGUUAGAAGAAGUAAUGAAGCGAGUGCGGGAGGCUCAGUCAUUUAUCUCAGCAGCCAUUGAACCAGAGUCUGGAAAGAGCAAUGAAAGGAAAGGCGGUCGAUCUCGUUCCCACACUCGCUCAAAGUCCAGGUCUAGCUCAAAAUCCCAUUCUAGAAGGAAGAGAUCGCAGUCAAAGCACAGGAGUAGAUCCCAUAACAGGUCACGUUCAAGACAGAAAGAUAGACGUAGAUCCAAGAGCCCACAUAAGAAACGCUCUAAGUCUAGGGAGAGGCGGAAGUCAAGGAGCCGGUCGCGGUCACGGGACAAGAGAAAAGAUACCCGGGAAAAGGUGAAGGAAAGAGUGAAGGAGAGAGAAAGGGAAAAGGAAAAGGAAAGGGAAAAGGAGCGUGAAAAAGACAAGGAACGGGGUAAAAACAAAGAUAAAGACCGCGAGAAGGAAAAGGACCAUGAAAAGGAGCGAGACAAAGAAAAGGAGAAGGAACAAGAUAAAGACAAGGAACGGGAAAAAGACAGAUCCAAAGAGGCAGAUGAAAAACGGAAGAAGGAGAAGAAGUCUAGAACACCGCCCCGAAGCUACAAUUCCUCAAGACGAUCCCGCAGUGCCAGCAGGGAAAGGCGGAGGAGGAGAAGCAGGAGUUCUUCUAGAUCGCCAAGAACAUCAAAGACCAUAAAAAGAAAGUCUUCUAGGUCUCCGUCUCCCAGGGGCCGGAAUAAGAAAGAGAAAAAGAGAGAGAAAGAACGGGACCACAUCAGUGACAGGAGAGAAAGAGAGCGUUCCACCUCCACAAAAAAGAGUUCUAGUGACCGAGACGGGAAGGAGAAGGUGGAGAAGACUAACACACCAGUUAAGGAGAAGGAACACAGUAAAGAGGCAGAUUCAACUGUGAGCACCGAUGCGGAUGAGAAGGACGCUGCCAGGACUGAGGAGGAAAGUAAAGCACAGCACAAUGGGAAUUGCCAGCCCCACGAAGAGCGCCUGUGCAGCACGGCCGACGCUGUGUAGGCCGCCCGCUCUGUCUCCUCCACGGCGGGCUUGACCCAGAGCUUUCAGUUCCAAACAAGGUGUAAACGGAGAAGGAACGCUACCCAUGUAUGGUAGCCAAAGCUUUCCCAGCUUUGAGGUGACAUUGCGGACAUCUUGUACUGAGCAUGGACAUCAUGAAAUACCAGAUGCUACCCAAACUGACCAUCUUCUGAAGUCUCCAUUUCCAUGGUGGCGGCCACGCUUGUCAUGUGGUGGGUGCAUCAGUGUUUGCCAGAAAAGCAGAGAUCCAGAGGGAAGUUCUCCACGGAGAUGAGCAGUGGAGGCUCUUAAAAAUAAUGCUAGUUACUCAAUUUUGUAUUGUUUUACUUUUUUUUAAAAAAAAAAUUUCAAUAUAUACAGUUUGAUGAUGUGCUUGAAAUUUGUGCAAAUAUACAUACACUCUUGUAAAGUGCAAAGUAUGUAAGACGUUUUAACAUUUACUUCACAGGGGUUACAGUGAUUGUGGUAAAUCCUCACCAUUGGGUUUUCUUUUGCUCACUGUUUUGGAUAUCAGUUUUUCUUUAAAACGGUUUUACAGGUUAACAUUGCUUAAGUAAGUGAUAAAAACCACUGACAAUGCAUGCUACUGUUCUUCAGAAGAGCAGCUGUGUCGAAUACUAACGACGUAUUCAGUGUUUAGAAUCAUCGUCUGCCAUAAAAGAAACAUUUCUUCUUAACUUCCUUAACAUUUCCAAGCUCAUGAGUAAUACUGCAGCGUGUCUUGUCAGCUGUAGGCGGCAAAAUGCCCUUAUCAAAAGGAAACAGCUUUCAGAGAUGGGCGAUGGGAGCACAAGCUGAAGCUCUAGUGCCUUCUGCGGUGUGCGCUCUGCUGUUUUCUAGGGUUUUAUAUGUGCUAGUCAUUCUUAAUCCAUAUGGAAUCUAGAUGGCUGUAUUCUAGUCAUACCCAUUGGGAAGGGUGCAAGUGCUGUGUCAGAAGCACUUCUUAAUUCAGAUAAGAAAAGGAAGCCCUGUUUACAAGAUGUGUGCAAGUUCAAACAACAAUGGAGUUUGGGGACCACCAGUUCUAUACUGUGAUGAUUAAACAGGAGACAUGCUCUUACAUGACCAGAGGAAACCUGUGAGUUGAUUUCAUUGGAUGAUAGCCUUAAUUACCUUGCAGUCAUUUUCUCUAAUGAUGCAGAAAUUGUACUUAAAGAAAGGACUAGGAGCCUAUGGAGAGGUAACUCUGUGUUUAAUGAUAUGCUGAGUGUGAGAGACGAGGCCAUCCGUCAGUCUGAGGCCCACCUUUUUGAGAAGGUGUGCAAAUAGUAAAACGACAUCUGUGUUAAUGUUUUCCCCAAAACUAUACAUUCUAGUUACUGCACUGUUCAUCAUUGCUCAUUUCCAGAACAACAGAAUCCUGCUUUUAAUUUGCAAAGGUUAUUUGAAAAUCAAGUGUAAUUAUUUUAACAGAACCUAAUACAAUCAAAUACUCAGUUGCCUUACCUCAUGAAGUUACUUUCCCAGCUUUCAAAAGCCAAGUAGCACUUUAGUUCCUUGGUUUCAACUUGAGUCUUUUUCACAUUAAUAGUGUGGAAACUAUAAUCUGAAGACUAGAAAGGCCCUUUCUGCAAAUCAUAAAGCCUGGUUCGAUUAUGAAGCUGCUUAAUCAUCUUCAGGUGUUCAGAAUUAGCGUGUAUGUGUGUGUUUGCUUUUUUUUGUCACUGUGUACAUUAAACUUUUGGAAAAUGCUUUACUAUGUAAAGUAUAGAUGGCCAUUUUAAUCACUUAGCCACAUACGGUUGGCUGGUAAACAGCUUAUUCUGAUACAGAAAACCUUGGACACCUGUGGAGAGAUUGUGAAGGAGUGUCUCACUUCAACCGCUGUCUUAUUUAUGAAAUGUAAGUAGAGUAGAGCAAAUGUUGGAAUCUUUGUUAUUUUUUAGUACCAUUUCUCUAAUAAAGUUGAGUAUUUUAGCGGAAAGAGUCUUCAGUUAUCUCCGCUCCGGCUUUGUUUGCCAUGUGGAGUGUGCCGACAAAGCCUGUGCGGCAAGCCUCUGCAGUGUGUCUGAAACAGCCCUCUCCUUUCCUCUCGGGACGGCUGGCAAGAUGCUUUCGGGGUGGAAAUUCACACUUAAUUCCUACUGCUGAUACCUUUCAUUCAGAUAUUUAUUUUGUUCAAAUAAUCAUUAAUGUAGAAAACGGUUUUUAACUCGGAAUGAGCAGGGAUACAAGAGAAAGUGAAGUCAGACGCUGUGGCUUUGGCCUGGCAGGUGCGUGGGAGUGAGGCCCUCGGGGAGGCAGGCACAGGCACAGGCACACCUGGUCUGUUCUGAGUCCUUUACUGUUUUUCACCUGAGGUCGAUGCUGUCAGGAGAACCGGGGUGAGACCAGAACUCUCCCACUGACAGCCAAGUGUGGUCGGUCUCCUCUUUAGACAGAGGAUGCUCUCUGUCACACUGUGGAUAGCUUCUGUGUGCACACUGAGCAGCACAAACCUGGUGGCUUUACAGCUAAGGACCGAAGGGGGUUUUUAAUGAACUCCCAGUGACUGUUGCUGUAGUUGCUGUGUCCAUCGUAAUCGUUAGCUAGGACUAAAGACACUAUCCAGCCUGUGAGCUUCUCCAUGGUUAGAACUCAGUGUCUAAUAUGUAUUUAUCUUUAUGUCAGAGACUUAAAUUUUGAUAUACUCAAUUACAAAUUUUAAGAAAAGUUUACAAUCAAGAUGGUUUAUUUAUUUUUUGGUCAAGAAAAAAUUAAGAUACUAGUAUUGUCAUCUUUUUGUGCUUUCAUUUUAAAAUUCAGAAAAGAUCCAACCUUUUAUCUAGACCCGUCUUAACCUAUGGAAUUAUUUAAACUGAAGGGCAGUGAAGCUCACCGUCAGACUCUAACGUAGCUUCAGUUACAGUGCAUCACAGAUAGAGUAGAAUUUCAGUCAGUUGAGUCAGCAGCUAGAGUCAGUGUUUGGGGGAUGCACUGAAUCACAGGGCGCCUUUGAGCCCUGGAGAAGAGGGCUUGAUUGAGUGGGCUAUAAACUGAGCCACGACUCUUCACUGUGUGUGCUUCCCAAAUGAAGGCUUCCUCAUGUUUAUUUGCUAAAAGGCACUUAAUUAAGUUAUUUUCAAAUUCCCGUAUUUAAUGCUCUUCAAAGGGCUUUAUUUCUACUUCUGGAAGCAGAAAUCUAAUAAAAAUGUAACAGAAUGACCUUGUAAAAUAAAACUCAUUUCCUCCUUAAUUUGUAGGUCAGCCUUCGAAUUCCUUUUGUCUUUCACUUUCUCUUAAAUGAUUUCACCUGGAGACCGAGUGAUAACUCAAAGGCUAACGCUGCUUACAUACACCUUCUGGUCCAUAAUCAGGUUCAGUUUAGUAACAAAGCUGUUUACAUUCCAGGCUAAAACAUGCUUAUAGUUUCUAGAAUUGGUUUGUUUAUAUAUUUCCUUUAUUUUCUUUUUCCUUGCUGCUAAGGAUGGGACCCAGGGCUUCACACCUGACAGUGCUCUAUCACUGGAUUGCAGCCCAACUCAGAACAGUGUAUUUUAAAAGUAGGUUUUUAAUCUUGCCUGAUGUUUAAGUUUGUGGGCAGCUAACAUUUUAAUUUGGAGAAUUGCCAGUUUGGGAGAGAUGACAUUUAAAUUCCAGGGUCAAAAUGGAAUAGUGGUCUCUCUUCUUGAUUAUUAUUAUUUAUUUUUUUUGUCAUUCCUGUCUAUGUAAGUUCAGAUUCAUCAAACUCAUACCGAGAGAGUUGUAGAAUUCUACAAGUAAAUGGUACCCAGUAGGCAACACAUUAUUGGGGAAGAGCCCAGGGAACUUACUUCCAUACAAGAUUAAGUAUACUAGGUGGCUGUGUAGGUCGAUUUUGUAGCUUGAUAGAACGGUACUGUAAAUCAUCAGAAGGAGCGUGAAUGCAGGCGUAACGACACUGCCUGGUGUGAGUCUGAGUAACUCUUACGUGGUGUUCGUGAAGAGGAACCGCUAUUAUGUUGCUAUAUUUUUAAUAAAGUGAAACUCUUGAAAUCCUUCCA